This is a messenger RNA of Pundamilia nyererei, 764 nucleotides long. Its product is annotated as NXPE family member 3-like. The transcript is spliced from 2 exons. The record is from RefSeq and is a predicted model, not a curated record. The annotation marks the transcript as partial. Lineage: Eukaryota; Metazoa; Chordata; Actinopteri; Cichliformes; Cichlidae.
GUCAGAUCUCAAGGCAGCCAGAGGUGAUUCUGGAGUCUGGUCCCUCUGGCUAUUACUACCAGGGUGUGUGGCGAGCUUUAGGUGGCACCACAGUUUGGCAGUUUAACACUUCCUCAGCCAUUACUCAGUGUUUGAGAGGAAAGGUGAUUAAAAUGUACGGAGACUCCACCAUCAGGCAGUGGUUUGAAUACUUUAAUGGAGCACUAUCAGGUCUCAAGGAGUUUGACCUACAUAGUCCUAAGCAAAUUGGACCUUUUAUUGCCCUGGACUACCCAAAUAACAUCUUCCUGACGUACCGUUGCCAUGGUCCUCCUAUCCGGUUUUCGAAUGUCCCCAUCAGCGAGCUGCAUUAUAUUGCCAAUGAGGUAGACAAUUUGAUUGGAGGCAGCAACACAGUUGUAGUUCUUGGCAUUUGGUCACACUUCAGCACUUUCCCCAUUCAAGUCUACAUCAGACGGCUGCAGAGCAUCCGCAGGGCAGUGGUGCGCCUGUUGUCCAGGGCUCCAGAAACACUGGUUGUCAUUAGGACUGCAAAUCCCAAAGCUUUGAACCUCUAUGAGACACUUACUAAUAGUGACUGGUACUCACUGCAGAGGGACAAGGUGCUCAGGGCCAUGUUCAAAGGAUUGAAUGUUCAUCUGGUGGAUGCCUGGGAGAUGGUUGUGGCCUACAACCUGCCACACAGCCUCCACCCACAACCUCCCAUUAUCAAGAACAUGAUUAAUGUUCUCUUGUCCUAUAUAUGCCCUCAAAAGGGUGGCUAG